AUGAGAGAGUAAUAAAAGAUGAUCAAAAUAUUUACUUAAUUUCUAAAACCAAUGUGUAAAAAAUAGAUAUUCUUCUCUAAUAACUUACAAUUAUUUUUGAGACAAAUGAAACUAUAAAUGCAUUUUCCUAAAAAUAUUUGUUUUCAUUUUCAGUUAAUUUGUUAAAUGUUAGUAUCUUAACCUUUUCAAAUGGUUAAAUAUAAACUCAGUCAAUCAAAAAUAAAAUUUAUGUUGAAUUUGAUCCAUAAUUUUUUAAGAUUAAUGGCGACCAUUCUACAAACUAGCCAGAUUCACCUUAAGACAAUUAAAAGAUACCUUAAGUUCAAACUCAAACAGAUAGUUAAGGAUGUAUUAUUAUAUAAAAUAGUGCUUAAAAGUAAAAUGCAACUUUAUAAAACUUAAAUAUAAUUCAAAGAGACUACUUGUAAGAAAGCUUAGUUAGCUAAUAAAAAAUAGUCAGCUCAUUUUAAAAUGCCAACCGUCCUUUCUUCUUUGAAGGAUUAGAUAAUUCAUUAUCUUUAUUUAAAGAUUAUCCAGGCAUAUAUAUUUAUGAUUUAAAUAAAAAAGUUUUAAUAAAUGCCUAACCUUAAUAGGCAUUUGGUAAUACCUUUGUUUUAUAAGCAUUUAAUUAUGAUAGAAAGAAGAGAAUUGUAGUAAUUUAGCAUGGUACAAUUAAUGGUAUUUUUUAAUCAGUAGUAAUAUGCUCAAAUCUAACAUAAAAUACAACUUCUUAAGAAUAUUAUUUUGAAUAUGAUAAGCCUCAUUAUGCCUAAAUUUCAUAUUAAAUGA
Molecule: messenger RNA, 789 nt
Organism: Tetrahymena thermophila SB210
Lineage: Eukaryota; Ciliophora; Oligohymenophorea; Hymenostomatida; Tetrahymenidae
Exons: 2
Source: RefSeq, a predicted model, not a curated record